AUGGCGCCGCCGGGGUUCGCCCUCGGCAGCGUCUCCCUCCGCGUCUCCCUUGCGUUUUUAAUUGUGUUGUCGGAGGUUUUUGGCCUGGCGGGCUUUUUCCCGCGCGGUCGCCCGUUCGUGGCCCGGUUCUCCUCGCCGCAGGCGACGACCCCCUCGCAGAAGGAGGAAACGACCCCCUCGCCGCAGCUGGAGACCCCAUCGCUGCAGGCGGAGAAGACCCCCAGGCCGCAGGCGGAGACCCCCUCGCCGCAGGAGGAGAUGAUCCCCUCGCCGCAGGAGAUGAUCCCCUCGCCGCAGGAGGAGAUCCCCUCACCGCAGGAGAUGAUCCCCUCGCCGCAGGAGGAGAUGAUCCCAUCGCCGCAGGAGGAGACGACCCCCUGGCCGCAGAUCGUCCCGCUCUCCAGCGACAAGCCCUUCUUCACCAUUGUCUUGUCUAAGGGCCAUGUAGAGAAGCCUGCCCAGCUGGUUUGUAUAGAGGAGAUCCCAAGUCGUCUCCACUCCCACCUGCCGGGCUCACGCGCCCCAGCAGUGCUCCUGUUCGGCAACCAGUCAUGGGAGUGA
Messenger RNA from Panicum virgatum (switchgrass), 561 nucleotides. Its product is annotated as gamma-gliadin-like. The record is from RefSeq and is a predicted model, not a curated record. The coding region runs from base 1 to 561 and encodes 186 amino acids. The transcript has 5 exons. NCBI's taxonomy places the organism in Eukaryota, Viridiplantae, Streptophyta, Magnoliopsida, Poales, Poaceae.